Messenger RNA from Cynoglossus semilaevis (tongue sole), 3429 nucleotides. Its product is annotated as 5'-AMP-activated protein kinase subunit gamma-2. Gene Ontology annotation, biological process: protein phosphorylation; regulation of catalytic activity. The transcript has 13 exons. The record is from RefSeq and is a predicted model, not a curated record. The coding region runs from base 263 to 2167 and encodes 634 amino acids. Gene Ontology annotation, molecular function: protein kinase regulator activity; AMP binding; protein kinase binding. NCBI's taxonomy places the organism in Eukaryota, Metazoa, Chordata, Actinopteri, Pleuronectiformes, Cynoglossidae. Gene Ontology annotation, cellular component: cytoplasm; nucleus; nucleotide-activated protein kinase complex.
AUUCUUACAUUUAAAAUAAUAAUGAUUCCUCAGGAUAACCCGUUUGGACCACCGUCAACUCCAGCUUUAGCUUUAUUAUUUUGUUUUAUUUUGAAAUUCAACCAGACGCGAGGCCUAUUAGCUACGUUAGCUUUUUAGCCUCUUCUGCCCCUAAACCUACAGAUGUUCACCGGCGCAUCUGCCCCUUCUGACGGAGACAGGCAAGACACGAAGCCGCGAGGAUUUUAAUUCAGAAACGUUCAAGGUGGAGGGAGCAGACGACAUGACGGAGCAGCCGGACCCCGACGAUGCUGUGUCAGAGUCAGAGAGAGACAUCUACAUGCGUUUCAUGAAGUGUCAUAAGUGCUAUGACAUCAUCCCAACCAGCUCCAAACUGGUGGUGUUUGACACCACGCUGCAGGUGAAAAAAGCAUUUUUUGCACUGGUGGCCAAUGGAGUGAGAGCUGCUCCACUGUGGGAGAGCAAGAAACAGAGCUUCGUAGGAAUGUUGACCAUCACAGAUUUCAUUAACAUCCUGACCAGAUACUACAAAUCCCCUAUGGUACAGAUCUACGAGCUGGAGGAACACAAGAUCGAGACGUGGCGAGAACUUUACCUACAAGAAACAUUUAAGCCUCUGGUCAACAUUACACCUGAUGCCAGCAUCUUUGACGCCGUUUACUCACUGAUCAAGAACAAGAUCCAUCGUCUGCCCGUCAUCGACCCGGUGAGCGGCAACGCCCUCUACAUCCUGACCCACAAGAGGAUCCUCAAGUUCCUCCAGCUCUUUCUUUGUGAGAUGCCCAUGCCGGCCUUCAUGAAGCAGACGUUGGAGGUCCUGGGCGUGGGCACGUACGCCAACAUCGCCUUCAUCCACCCUGACACACCACUUAUCACCGCACUGUCAGUCUUCACACACCGCAGAGUCUCCGCCCUGCCUGUCGUCGAUCACAACGGUAAAGUGGUGGACAUCUACUCCAAGUUUGACGUCAUUAACUUGGCAGCAGAGAAAACCUACAAUAACUUGGAUCUGACGGUGACUCAGGCGCUCAGACACAGAUGUCAGUACUUUGAAGGAGUCGUAAAGUGUAACAAGAUUGAGACACUGGAGACCAUUGUGGACCGCAUCGUCAAAGCCGAGGUUCACAGACUGGUGGUGGUUGAUGAAGGCUCUCGUAUCAUCGGCAUCGUCUCACUGUCAGACAUUCUUCAAACGCUGGUCUUAACUCCUGCAGGUCUCGGGAGGAAGGAGUCUCUGCCAAGUCAACCCAUAGAUCCACAGAACAGACUGGACCAGGACCAGGACCAAAACCAGGCUCAAGCCCUGAAACCAGGUGAAGACCAAGAGCAAGAUCAGGUGCAGGACUUGGACCACGAGGUCUCUUCAGAGACGGACGUCAAACAUGAACCAAAUACGGAGCAGAACCAAGAACUGGGUCAGGAACAGACCCCAGUUCAGAAUGACGACCUGGAUCUGGAGCAGGGUCAAGACCAGGAGGAGGAAACUCAUCAUCAGGAAUUGGACCAAGAAGUGGUCAAGAUCCAGGAUCAGACGUCCUGUGAAGACACCGAACCAGACUGUGGGAACACUGAUGCUGCAGAGACCUGCCUUCAAGGAGCAGAGGAGGAGGAGGAGACAAAGGAAGAGGAGGAAGAAGUGAAGGAGGAGGAGAUAAAUGAAGAAGUAGAGGGAGAUAAGGAAGAGGAGGGAGAGGCGAAGGAAGAGGAAGAAGCAGCGAAGGAAGAGGAGGCGAUAAAUGAAGAACUAGAGGGAGGUGAGGAGGAAAAGGAGACUAAGGAAGAGGAGGAAGGAGUGAAGGAGGAGGAGGGGUUGACGGAAGAAGUAGAGGGAGAGGCGGAGACAACAGAAGACGGGGAAGGAGCGACAACGGGGGAGGAUACAAACAAAGGUGAGGAAGAAGUGUGUGAGGAGGAAAACACACAGCAGAAGGAGGAAGGAGAGGAGUCAGAAGAGCAGAAGGAAGAGGAGGAAACAGUGAAUAAGGAGGAGGAGACAAACGAAGAGGAGGAAGAAGAACACACAGAGAAUGAUAGACAGGAAGUAGGGGAUGAGGGAGGAGGAAGUGAUGAAGGAAAGGUGGAUGAGGAGGAGAGAGUCCCUGAGGAGGAGAGUGGAGGUCAGGAUGGAGGAAAUGAAGAAGUUGAGGAAGAAAAUGAGGUACCCUGACGCCCCCUGCUGGCUUCUUUUGGUUUUUAUUCCACUUGCUACAAAGAAGAGAAGGCUGACAUUUGAUUGGUCGAGAAGUGUCACCUCUGCUGGGACUCACUGCAGGGUCUUUAAUGGUCGGUUCCUGUGGAGCAGGACGUGAACCAUGGGUCAUUAGAGCCAAUCAGCUUUUGCGUAAAUGUGAUGAAACUAGUGACAUCAUCACCGCAGCAGCUCUCCUCACAACUUCACACAGGCACCGGUACUUCCUGUCGAUUUUCACCACCAUCUCCUGUGUCGACUGUGGACAGAGACUGAAUGUGACAUCACUGUCUUUCUAUCAUAUUAAUAUAUUAAACUGUGUCGUCAUUUUGAUGAUGUCAACAAAAGGGGCCGGCACUUAGAGUGUCACGCUCCAUGUAAGCACUGAGAUUAAAAUAUGUGAAAAUCAAUCUGUACAGAAAGACUUUGUUGGUAAACUGCUGUAUUUAUAGAUUAUUAAUAGAAAAUGUCUUAACAAAUACGAUAGUUUUUCCUUUUAUAUGUUCUUUUUUCUUUUGUACAGAACAAAACCAUGUAUCUACGUUAUUGAGUUGUGGCUAAGCUCCGCCCACUUUGUUAACACCGACCCUUGCAAGAGUCAUCAAGUUAGCACUUAGCUUAAGUGUAGUGGCUGUUAGCGCUUGGCUUGAUUUUCAUUUGGGUGAAGCUAAUAGCAACGAUUUAGCUGUAAGUUUUUAUCAUAGUUGCUACGUGAUAUGAUAUACAUAUGGUCUCAGCUGUUAGCUAUUGUUUUGACAGUUAUAGCAGCUGUUAAAUAUUAUAUUCAGCAUUACAGUUGUUGUUUCAGAUACAUAUGGAGCUCUUUAACAGGACCUUAGCUGUGGACUGUUAGCUGUUUUGUUAGCUCUUAGCCAUUCUGUUACCUCGUAGUUCUUAUUUAAGUCGAGCCAUUAGAUACCUCUUAGAUGAUAUGUUACAUUUGGAUGUGAACUUAGCGGAUAGCUAUUAUUUUAUUGUUAAGGUUUUACAUUAACUGUUAGUCGUUAUUAUUAAAUGUUUUAUUCCAUAAUGGAUUCACUCUGUUUUAAAAAUCAUAUUCAUAUAAAAAUGUCCAUUUCAGGGCGGGGCUUAGCCUGUGCUCAGUGGUUUGUUGCAGAUGCUACUUCCUUGCCCAUCAACAAGAACUAUGUUUUUUUUAUUGUUUGUUUGUGAUGCAUUUGUGGAACAAAUGCCAACAGACGUUUCUGUUCUGUGAAGUUGACAAAUAAAAUGGGAUCAAC